CUUCACUGCAAGUUGUGACGCAAGCAUGAACGAACUGUGCGUUUCUGGGAAAUGUUGAUAUACAGCUUGCCUCAGCCUAGGCAUUGCACUCUCUGAUACUCUAACCAUUCCACCUCAACAGACGACCAACUUCUCGUGCAAUUGACUCGCACAUUGCUACGACAUGGACACCUUACGAUCUGGCGCUGCUGCAGUAGCAAAUGGAAUCAGCAGCCUUGCUGCAGGAGUGACUGGCACAGAAGCGUCAAGACAAGUCCAAAUACACAAAGAGCAUCCAGAUUACAUCAAGAGUCAGACCGAGCAAGAGCAGAUCCACAGAGAAGGCACCGAGUACAUCAAAGACCAAGUAUUCAACAAGUCACCUAGUGCGGAAAACCCAGACGGGUGCUCAGCCACCGGUACGACCACUGUCGUCAAGGACAGAAAUGCCAGCGAUGCGCCCGGCCAGCAAGAAUAUGGUCUCCCUCCACCCCCGGGCUCCCUACCAGUCGACCCAGCCACCUCAAAUUCUGGUCUAUCCUUCAAACAUCCCGGUGAAGAGCUCGAUCGCACGCAAAGUGAGAAGGAUGAACGUAAUCGACCAGGCAACACCGACCUCAUCAGAAACGAUCCUGCCAGCAAUGCAGCCGCUGGCGCUCCCGAUGCUCUCCAUAGACCCUUUUCAAAGAACGAGCCUCAUGGCAAAGAAGCAUGAGAAGGACGGCUAUUACCAGGGCAAAGAAACAACACGUGAACAUCUGAAUCACCAGACUGGAAUGAGAAACGAAUACCCGGAAUCCAUACCUGCUGCAGGCGGACAACAGCUGGGGUCAGCAUUGGGGUGAAAGUAAGAAGAGAGAUUAGGAUAGAACACAGUAGUUCUAAAUCCUCACAAAUUUACGAAUCGACCAAUAUCCGAG
Molecule: messenger RNA, 899 nt
Organism: Pseudocercospora fijiensis CIRAD86
Lineage: Eukaryota; Fungi; Ascomycota; Dothideomycetes; Mycosphaerellales; Mycosphaerellaceae
Exons: 1
Coding region: 164-694 (176 amino acids)
Source: RefSeq, a predicted model, not a curated record